AUGAAGUUCUCGACCGCCCUCGCCGGCGCUUCGCUGAUGGGCAGUGCCCUGGCGAAGCUGCCCGCUAUUGAGUCGAAGGGUAACAAGCUCUUCUUCUCCAACAACGGCACUGAAUUCUUCAUCCGUGGUGUUGCCUACCAGCAGGAAUACCAGGCCAAUGGCAGCACCAGCGACAACAAGGACUACAAGGACCCCCUUGUCAGCCUUGACAACUGCGAGCGUGAUAUCCCCUACCUGAAGGAUCUGCGCACCAACGUCAUCCGUACCUACGCCGUCGACCCCAAGGGUGACCACGACGCCUGCAUGAAGGCGCUCGACGACGCCGGUAUUUACCUGAUCACCGAUCUGUCCUCCCCCUCGGAGUCGAUCAUUGACCAGGACCCCAAGUGGGAUGUCGACCUCUACGCUCGUUACACCAGCGUGAUCGACGCUUUUGCCAACUACACCAACGUCAUCGGUUUCUUCGCCGGUAACGAGGUGGCCCACAAGAAGAACUACACCAACUCCAUGGCGUUCGUCAAGGCCGCCGUUCGUGACACCAAGAAGUACAUCAAGGCGAAGAACUACCGUUCGUCCCUGCUCGUCGGAUACGCCACCGACGACAACGCCGACACCCGUGAGGACCUGUCCCAGUACAUGGUCUGCGGUGACGAGGAUGCUCGCAUCGACAUGUUCGGCUACAACAUCUACGAGUGGUGCGGUGACUCCAGCUUCGAGCAGUCCGGAUACAAGGCCCGUACCGAAGAAUUCAAGAACUACCCCGUCCCCGCCUUCUUCUCCGAGUACGGCUGCAUCGACCCCCAGCCCCGUAAGUUCGGCGACGUCCCCACCCUGUUCGGCCCCAAGAUGAACGACGUCUGGAGCGGUGGUAUCGUCUACAUGUACUUCCAGGAGGACAACAACUACGGUCUGGUCGAAGUCGACGGCGACAAGGUCAGCACCCGCAAGGACUACUCCUACCUCUCCUCGCAGAUGCAGAAGGUCACCGCCACCGGUGUCAAGAGCGCCGACUACUCCGCCAAGACCGCCGAGGCUUCCUCCUGCCCCAAGGUCGGCAAGGACUGGGAGGCCGCCGAGAAGCUCCCUCCUUCCCCCAACCCCGAUCUCUGUGACUGCAUGAUGAAGUCUCUGUCCUGCAAGGUCAAGGACUCCGUCAAGGCCAAGAAGUACGAGGACCAGUUCGACUACAUCUGUGCCCAGAUCGACUGCGGCGGUAUCCAGGCCGACGCCACCAAGGGCAAGUACGGAGCCUACAGCGUCUGUGACGCCAAGCAGAAGCUUUCCUUCGUCAUGGACCUGUACUACCAGGAGCAGAGCAACAAGGAGCAGGCUUGCGACUUCAGCGGCAACGGUGAGACCCAGGACGCCAGCGAGGCCAAGGGUACCUGCUCUGCUCUCAUGAAGGACGCUGGCAAGAAGGGUACCGGCUCCGUGACCGCUUCUCCCACCGCCGGUGGUGGCAGCGGUGCCGCCAGCACUGGUGACAGCUCCUCCACUUCCGAGGGUGCUGCCGGUGUUACCUCCCCCUCUGCCGUGCACGUCGGCAACUGGCAGUUCGGUGCCUACCUCGUCAGCGCUCUCGUCGCUGGUGCUGGUAUGAUCAUGCUGUAA
Molecule: messenger RNA, 1611 nt
Organism: Aspergillus melleus
Lineage: Eukaryota; Fungi; Ascomycota; Eurotiomycetes; Eurotiales; Aspergillaceae
Gene: gel4
Product: glycoside hydrolase family 72 protein
Exons: 4
Coding region: 1-1611 (536 amino acids)
Biological process (GO): fungal-type cell wall (1->3)-beta-D-glucan biosynthetic process
Cellular component (GO): cytoplasm; fungal-type cell wall
Molecular function (GO): 1,3-beta-glucanosyltransferase activity
Source: RefSeq, a predicted model, not a curated record